AGCUGCAACUUCAUCAUGUUUGCAUCAGUGCUUCUAGUCUUGGCAACUGUUGUGCUUUUCCUGCUCCUCUUUAAGACCAACAGGAGCAAAAACUUCCCUCCAGGCCCUCGACCCCUCCCAAUCUUUGGAAAUCUGCUGCAGCUCAAUCUGGAGAGCCCUCUUCCAGAUCUGGACCGGCUGGCCAAACGCUAUGGUAACGUGUACAGCUUUUUCAUUGGUGCCAAGCCUGCGGUCGUCAUCAACGGGCUGCAGGCCUUCAAAGAAGCCCUGGUAAACAAAGCUGCUGACUUCUCUGGCAGACCGCAGGACCAAAUGCCUAACCAUGCUGUGCAGCAGAAAGCUCAUGCUGCCGGAGUGAUUCUAGCAGAUUAUACCCCUGCCUGGAGAGAGCAGCGACGCUUUGGUCUGACAACCCUGAGAAACUUUGGUCUGGGGAAGGAGUCGAUGGAGCAGAGAAUUCUGGGAGAGAUACGCCGCAUUGAAAAGGUGUUGGAGCAGAGUAUCGGUAAAAGCAUGAAUCCCCAUAUGCUGUUCCACAACGCCGCCUCCAACGUCAUCUGCCAAGUUCUGUUUGCUCGGCAGUUCGACUAUGAGGAUGAGCUCAUGAAGUUUUUUGUUGACCUUUUCCAUAAAACCUCCAAAAUAAUAAAUGGGCGCUGGGGUUUGAUCUACGACUCUUUUCCUCUGGUGCGCAACCUGCCACUGCCCUUCCAGUGCGCCUUUAAGAUGUUUAAGAUUGCACAUGAAAAGCGUAUGGAGAUGUUGGCCGAAAACAAAAAGACCAGAGUUCCUGGUAAACCGCGUCAUUUCAUAGACGCCUACCUGGAUGAACUGGAUAAGAGAGGAGACGAUGGCUCAUCAUUCAACGAAGACCAGCUUUGUGCAUAUCUUUUGGACCUUCACUUUGCCGGGACUGACACGACCGCCAACACCCUGCUCACUGCCUUCCUCUACCUGAUGAAUUAUCCACAGAUACAAGAGCGCUGUCAGCAGGAAAUAGACAGCGUCCUGGAUGGGAAGGAUGAAGCCAGUUUUGAAGACAGACACCAGAUGCCUUACGUGCAGGCUGUUAUUCAUGAGAUCCAGAGGGUGGCGAACACUGUUCUCGCUGUUUUCCACUGCACCACUAAAGACACCGAGUUAAUGGGAUACUCCAUCCCCAGGGGAACCAUUAUCAUCCCGAACCUGAUCUCCGUGCUGAAUGAGGAGGGACGGUGGAAAUACCCUCAUGAAUUUAACCCUGAAAACUUCCUCAAUGAGCAGGGAGAGUUUGUGAAGCCAGAGGCCUUCAUGCCGUUUUCUAUCGGUCCUCGUAUGUGUCUCGGAGAGGGUCUGGCUCGAAUGGAGCUCUUCCUCAUCACAGUGACUCUGCUGAGGAGGUUCAAGUUCAUCUGGCCAGAAGAUGCAGGAGAGCCAGACUUUACGCCUGUUUAUGGGACAACCCAGACCCCAAAACCUUACAGCUUAAAGGUACAAGUCAGAAACUCUAUCCCUAAAUAGAGGUUACAGGAAACAUCAUUCAGAAUUCAACAUUUCGGCAUAAACAAAUUUUGGUUGAAGCUGCACUAAUCAAUAUUUGAUAUGAAAAAUGACCAUCGCCAACUCUGCAGUUUUUUUCAGCUCUACAGACCUUUAUUGUGUCUUUCAGCUUGUUGUUUUGGUUUUAAUGCCCAUAAGUUAACUAUUAGGCUCUUAUGAGCCUACUUUCCAGCAAAAGAAAAAGUUUGUAUCUCUUUUCUUUAAACUUUGGUAUUUAAAACCAUAUUUCAAGUUAUUUCUACCUCUCCCAAGUGGCUAAAGAAAAACUGAAUGUAACAAAGCUGGGAAUUGUAGAAAUAGUGUAGUUAACAGUUUGCAAAUCGUACAGUGAUAUCAUAUCUAUGAGAUGAAACUAUAAACUGUGAAUCCUAAGAUGUUCUAUUUUUUCACUAUCUGACUUUCAGACAGAUGUUCUGUUUAUUUAGAAAACACAUUACUCAGUGUUUCCUUUUUGCCAGGGAAACAUUUAAAAUUUUGGUUGUAAUCAGGGGUUUCUCUACUGUGACAUAAAUGAUUUUACUUGAGUGAAACAUCUAAAUACUUAUUCUGUACACUACAAAACAUCACAAUAAAAUAACUAUGUGAAACACUGUAACAGGGAUACUCAACU
Molecule: messenger RNA, 2149 nt
Organism: Plectropomus leopardus (leopard coralgrouper)
Lineage: Eukaryota; Metazoa; Chordata; Actinopteri; Perciformes; Serranidae
Product: cytochrome P450 2D15-like
Biological process (GO): xenobiotic metabolic process
Cellular component (GO): cytoplasm; intracellular membrane-bounded organelle
Molecular function (GO): oxidoreductase activity, acting on paired donors, with incorporation or reduction of molecular oxygen, reduced flavin or flavoprotein as one donor, and incorporation of one atom of oxygen; iron ion binding; heme binding
Source: RefSeq, a predicted model, not a curated record